AUGUCGGGCAGAGCGCUACGAUGCCUGGGCUUCUUCGCAGUCCUGAUAGCCACGGGGGCCAACUGGGAAGCAGACCCCCUCUGCCCUGCCAGAUACAAGCUCAACUGCCUCCUUCGCCGACGGCUGGGCUGCGGGCCUGAAGGUGCACCGACCUGUGGUGCUUGUUUCCAUAAUUAUGAGGAGGACGCAGAGGGCAACUGUGUGCCGAAAAAAACCUCUAAGCAUGAAAGCAAAACGAAGACCCAGAAGAGGCCCAAAGACUUGCCAGGCCUCAUCCGCUCCCUCCUGGCCAAGCAUGAGAAAGGCUUGCGACCCCCAAGCAUGGAGAUUACGCUUCCUGGUGACACAGCGUUGUAUGAACCACCAAUUGCCCCCACCACCUUCCCAACCUCUUUUCCUACAAAUGCCUCCUAUGUUGUGAGCAGCACUCCAGCGUCCUCUGAGUCAUACGAAGACACCCCGGUCUCGGCCACCACGCCCCCAAGGCGUGUGAAAGUGGAUUUUAAGCAAAGGUCUCGGCCCCCGGCUCCUAGUCUGAACAAAGCUGUGUCCCUCACUCUGGUAGUGAUGUGCACAGUCACAGGGGUCUCUGGGCUGGUGGUCGCUGCCAUCUGCUGGUACAGGCUACAGCAAGAGGUACGCUUGGCUCAGAAGAUGGCCUACACAGCCACACGGGGAAACCAGUACCGCUACCAUCAGCCCAGUGCAUAUAUGGACUCCAGACUAGCUCAGUCCUGCCAAGUUCACCACUAUCAGCAUCAGAAGAAGCUUCUCACCAGCGAGGACAAAGAUCCUCCAAAAGCAGUAGAGCAGCUCUCCACAGAGUCAGAGACAGAAAAUGGGGAUUACACUGUAUAUGAAUGCCCUGGAUUGGCCCCGAGUGGAGAGAUGGAGAUUCACAACCCGCUCUUUGACACCUCCACCCUACGCCGAUGCCCUCCCUAA
This is a messenger RNA of Eublepharis macularius, 945 nucleotides long. Its product is annotated as neural proliferation differentiation and control protein 1-like. The transcript has 9 exons. Bases 1 to 945 code for a protein of 314 amino acids. Gene Ontology annotation, cellular component: membrane. The record is from RefSeq and is a predicted model, not a curated record. NCBI's taxonomy places the organism in Eukaryota, Metazoa, Chordata, Lepidosauria, Squamata, Eublepharidae.